UUACUCUCUUCCGCCAUGUCGGGUCUUCCUGCCCGCGCCUCGCUGCUAUUGCUGCUGGGGUUGCCCGGUUUCGUGCUGGCACUGCCUCCGGGCAGCGGCGGACGGCUCCGCUACGAGCCCACCUGGGACUCGCUGGACGCCCGGCCGCUGCCCGCCUGGUUUGACGAAGCGAAGUUUGGCAUCUUCAUCCACUGGGGCGUGUUCUCGGUGCCCAGCUUCGGCAGCGAGUGGUUCUGGUGGUACUGGAAGAAGGAAAAGAGAACACCCUAUGUGAAAUUUAUGGAGGCAAAUUACCCCCCUGCGUUCACUUAUGAAGAUUUUGGGCCACUCUUUACAGCAGAAUUUUUUGACCCCAACCAGUGGGCAGAUACUUUGAAGGCCUCAGGUGCAAAGUAUGUUGUCUUAACUUCAAAACAUCAUGAAGGCUUUACUCUUUGGGGUUCUAAAUAUUCUUGGAACUGGAAUGCUGUUGAUCUGGGACCAAGACGAGAUCUUGUGGCUGAACUAGCAACAUCUGUUAGAAACAGGACUGACUUGCAUUUUGGGUUAUAUCAUUCUCUUUUUGAAUGGUUUAAUCCUCUCUUCCUCGAGGAUGCCACCAAUAUCUUUAAGACAAGAAAAUUCCCUACCACUAAAUCAUUACCAGAACUCUAUGAAAUUGUGACCAGGUACCAACCAGAAGUAAUUUGGUCUGAUGGGGAUGCGAAUGCGCCAGAUACUUACUGGAACAGCACUGGUUUCCUGGCUUGGCUGUAUAAUGACAGUCCAGUGCGGGACACAGUUGUGACCAACGAUCGCUGGGGAGCUGGCAGCAUGUGUAAGCAUGGUGGCUUCUUCACGUGCAGUGACCGCUACAACCCUGGGCACCUUCUGCCACACAAGUGGGAGAACUGUAUGACUAUUGACAAGGGGUCCUGGGGGUACAGGAGGAACGCAGAGCUUGAUGAUUACCUCACAAUUGAGGACUUGGUGAAGCAACUUGUAGAAACAGUGUCCUGUGGAGGAAACCUCUUGAUGAAUAUUGGGCCCACGCACGAUGGUCGCAUCGCUGUUAUAUUUGAGGAACGCCUGAGGCAGAUGGGUGCCUGGUUGAAGGUCAACGGAGAAGCCAUCUAUGGGACAAAGCCAUGGAGAGCACAGAAUGACACAGUCACACCAGAUGUCUGGUACACUUUCAGCCCUAAAGAAGGUGAAGUCAAUGCUAUCUUCUUUAACUGGCCAGUCUCAGGGACUCUGGAACUUGGUGAGCCACAGGCUAAACUUGGAGAAACACAGGAGAUUCAAGUCAAAGCCGUGCACAAAGCAAAAGCACGUGAGGGUUUUGGCUGCCCAGGGAGGCUAAAUAGUGACGCUGGUUGGUUACAAGGAACUGCUGAAAUGGGUUGCACUGGGAGAAAAGGGAAUGAUGAUAGCUCUACCUCAAUUAACUCCGAAGCAAUUACCAUGUCAAUGGGGCUGGACUUUACAGCUGACAAACAUAGACUGAGACACGUGCUGCUGGAACCUUGGGUUAGUAGGGAAUGAUGAUUACUGGCUUCCAACUCUUGCUUGACUGAGAAGCAUCAGUAAUUGCACUUUUUAAAUGAAAGGUGGUGGGCUGUUAUUAAAGGAUGGAAUGAGCCUCACAUGAUAUCUAGCACUGGCUACUUGAAUUCUCUAUGCAGUUUGUUUCUUUGAACUUGGAUGACACCCGGGUUUUCAUACUUGUCCUUUUCUUUCCAGUCCAUUUCUUUCCAACUUAUGUGAAGAUUGGGAGGGGGUGGCAGAGGCAGGGAAGACAGGCCAUAGAUUUUUAAAGCCCUGAGAAAGAACAAAGCUAGCUCAAGCCAGUGUUGCAGUGCCCCCAAGUCAGUCAUAUACUUUAAGGCAAGGAAUAUAGCUUCCACAAAACUGUACAGUAAGCAAGGCCAGGUUUAGAGGAAGAACACACAACUUUUUCCA
Molecule: messenger RNA, 1941 nt
Organism: Pogoniulus pusillus (Red-fronted tinkerbird)
Lineage: Eukaryota; Metazoa; Chordata; Aves; Piciformes; Lybiidae
Gene: FUCA2
Product: alpha-L-fucosidase 2
Exons: 8
Coding region: 16-1524 (502 amino acids)
Biological process (GO): glycoside catabolic process; fucose metabolic process
Cellular component (GO): lysosome
Molecular function (GO): alpha-L-fucosidase activity
Source: RefSeq, a predicted model, not a curated record